Molecule: messenger RNA, 1067 nt
Organism: Medioppia subpectinata
Lineage: Eukaryota; Metazoa; Arthropoda; Arachnida; Sarcoptiformes; Oppiidae
Source: the annotation of a GenBank genome assembly
UUGUGUUAAACAUAUUAUAUUCAUUGGAUGUUUGCGUUUGUGAGACAACGCAUACAUAUUCUGAUGCACUGAUUGUCUGUCAUUAACAUCACUGAUGAGACCAAUUGACUCAUUAUUUCAUAUUAUGUCAUAUUAUGGACAUUAUAUCCAAAUUUGACAACAAAUGAGUGAAUAUUUCUUCGAUACUUAUUUUCUAUAAAAUCUCUUCGAAAUUCAAAUUUUUCAAAAUUUUACUCUAAUUUGUGUUCAAUUGAUCCCAUAAUGACUACAAAUCGGCUAAAUUGUCUCAUUGUCCUGAGUUCUGCCAAAGAAGAAUCUAAUUGUAUGUCAAACUCAGGCAACUCUUCCCAGUCUUUCAUUCAAUGCUAUUCUCUACUCAACACUACAUUUAACGUACAAAUAGCCACUCCAUCGGGCCGAAAUGCAGAAUUCGUUAAAAGUGAUGAACAGAACAGGAAGUGGUUGAAUGAAUUCAAACACAAAUCAUUCUCCACUCCAAUCAGUUUGUCUUCAGUCGACCCUCAUCGAUACUCAUGUCUUGUCAUUCCUCACUCUCCGGGAGCUGUUAUCGAUUUGGUCACCGAUUCGGACCUGUCGUAUGUAUUGAAGCAUUUCGUCAAAGAGCAGAAAGUGAUUUGUGCGAUAGGAAUGGGUGUCGCGGCUCUGUUCCCGGCCUACGAUGACGGCAACGUGUGGUCAUUCCGUCGCUUCACACUGACAGCCAUAUCGGUGUUCGAGUUGGCCCGCAAUCCAGACUUCGCCACUUUGCCGAUCAUACCGGAGGACGUGAUCAAAGACAGGGGCGCUCUCUACAGCUCAACCAAUCCGGAUCACGUCGACGAAGUGCAUGUUGUGGUCGACAGGCAUCUGAUCACUGGUCAGAACGAACAGUCGACUCUCACCGCCGUUCAGAAUCUUAUGAUUCAAUGCAAUCAAAAGCAAAACAAGUCCUUAAGAGAGCGUUAAAUAUAAAAUACAUAGAAAAAUGAGAAACGCGUUUAUAAGUCGUUAUAAAUCUAUGAAUUGAUUAAAGAGUUAAUUAAUUAUUAAGUCUUCGCGGAAAACGA